Messenger RNA from Frankliniella occidentalis (western flower thrips), 1087 nucleotides. Its product is annotated as serine protease snake-like. Gene Ontology annotation, biological process: proteolysis. Lineage: Eukaryota; Metazoa; Arthropoda; Insecta; Thysanoptera; Thripidae. Gene Ontology annotation, molecular function: serine-type endopeptidase activity. The annotation marks the transcript as partial. The transcript is spliced from 7 exons. The record is from RefSeq and is a predicted model, not a curated record.
UGGUCUGGCGACCGUGGAGAAGGUCAUCGUGCACCCCGAGUACCGACCGGGCCUCGCCUACGCUGAUCUGGCCGUCGUGAGGUUGAACGAGUCCUACGACCUGCGGGACUACUUGCCACUGUGCCUCAAUACGGAGGCAGACUUCCCGAUCCGGGUCGGGGUGCGCGCCACCGCGGCCGGCUGGAACACCGUCGGCACCUGGGAGGAGAUGAGUUUGGACAAGCCCAACAACACCCUGGCCGUGCGCUCCUCCGGGCGCUGCUCGGCCUCCCUGCUGAAGCACGACAGGCUGCGCGCCGCCAUGCCGGAGGGUUACGUACCUUCCCUGCUGUGCGCGGGCGGUCUCUGCGACAACGAGACCUACGCGGUUAGUUGGGCUCAUCCAGAAAGCUCGCAGGCGCUGAGCUCCCAUGACGUUCGCUGGGCGCUGCUCGGCGCGACCAACCGCACCAGCCAGGAGCCCAAGGCCGCCGACACCCACCAGCUGAUAGAGGUCGCACAGGCCAUCGUGCACCCCGAGUACGUCGCGACGGUCAAGUACCACGACAUCGCCCUCGUGCGCCUCGCGCAACCCGCCCGGAUGAAGAAGCAGGAGGUGUACCCGGCCUGCCUGGACACGGACAUGGAUGUGGACAACACGGGGAGGGACGCCGUCGCAACCGGAUGGGGCGCCACGAGCUUCGAGGACGAUGGCAGUCAGUCGCUGCUGAAAGUGAACCUCACCGUGCGCGACAUGCAGUACUGCAGGGACAACCUGGAGCUGGACAUGCAGAAGGUCCCCCGCGGCCUGGAGGACGCCACCCAGCUGUGCGCGGGCGGCGGGGAGCACAACCGGGACACCUGCCAGGGCGACUCUGGCGGACCGCUCCAGAUGCGAGCGAACCCUAGCAACGACAUCACGUGCAUUUAUCGAAUCGUCGGUGUCGUCUCGUUUGGGCCACCCUGCGGGCUGGGGAAGCCGGGCAUCUACACGAGGGUGGCGUCGUACGUACCUUGGAUCGAGAGUGUCGUCUGGCCUCCGAGGCCGGACGGCUGCGUGAACAACUUAGAUCAGACGUCGACAAUUGUCAGUACCAAAACUCAGUGA